AUGGGCUCCGUCGACAAGAGCCAGUCUUCCCAGGCCGCAAGCAAGACGGAGGACCCGGAGCAGCAGUUCGCUGCCGACGGGCACUUGGACAAUUCGACGGUCAAGAACAUCACCUGGAGCGGCGUGACGGUCACGGUCAAGGACAGGGAGACAAAGGUGGCCAAGAGGAUUGUGGACGAUGCGGCGGGUGCGGUGCAGGCGGGUGAAAUCUGCGCCCUCAUGGGCCCUUCGGGCUGCGGCAAGACGACGCUGCUCAACGUCCUCGCGCGCCGGCCCACCAACGCGAGCGACGUACAAGCCGAGGUGCUCAUCAACGGGAGCCAAGUGCCGCAGUCCGCCUUUCGCCAACUGACGUGCUUCGUCGAGCAAGAGGACGCCCUCACCGGCUCGCUGACGGUGCGGGAGACGCUCGACUUCGCCUCUCGCCUGGCCAGCACGCUGCCCCGGCAGCAACGCCUCGCCCGCAUCGACUCCCUCCUCUCCUCCCUGGGCCUCGCGGCGCAGGCCUCCACCAUCGUCGGCACGCCCAUCCGCAAGGGCAUCUCCGGCGGCCAGAAGCGCCGCGUCGGCGUCGCGAGCCAGCUCAUCACCAGCCCGCGCAUCCUGUUCCUCGACGAGCCCACCUCGGGCCUCGACUCGGCCGCCUCGUGGGAAGUCGUCAACUACCUGCGCGCCGUCGCCCGUCGCCACGCCCUCAUCGUCGUCUGCUCCAUCCACCAGCCCUCCACCGCCACCUUCAACCUCUUUGACAAGCUGAUGCUCCUGUCGGCCGGCAAGACGCACUUCUUCGGGCCCGUCGCCGCCGUCGUGCCGCACCUGCGCGGCCUGGGCGUCCACGUCCCCAGCUACACCAACCCAGCCGAGUUCCUCCUCGAGCUCGUCAACCUCGACUUCUCUCGCCACGACGACGACAACGCCGCCGCCGCCGCCGCCUCGGCCCGCCUCGACGCCCUGCACGCAAAGUGGCUCGAGUCGCCGCAGUCCCGCGAGACCAGCGCCCUCGUCGCCGACCUCUCCUCGACGGCCCACCCGCCGCUCAACCUGUCCGAGACGCAAAGGCCGUCGAUGCCGUCCCUCAUCCUCACCCUCCUGCACCGCUCGCUCGUCAAGUCGUACCGCGACGUCGUGGCCUACGGCAUCCGCAUCGCCAUGUACACGGGGCUCGCCGUCAUGAUGGGCACGGUCUGGGUGCGCCUCCCGCCCAGCCAGGAGUCCAUCCAGCCCCUGAUCAACGCCCUCUUCUUCGGCUCCGCCUUCAUGUCCUUCAUGGCCGUCGCCUACGUGCCCGCCUUCCUCGAGGACCGCCUCCAGUACGCCAAGGACCGGCACAACGGGCUCUACGGCCCCCUCGAGUUCAUCCUGUCCAACUUCCUCGUCGGCCUCCCCUACCUGUUCCUCAUCUCCGUCCUCUUCUCCGCCAUCUCGUACUGGCUGUCCAACUUCCGGCCUUCCGCCACCGCCUUCCUCACCUGGGUCAUGUGGCUCUUCCUCGACCUCGUCGCCGCCGAGUCGCUCGUCGUCUUCAUGUCCUCCCUCGUCCCCAGCUUCGUCGUGUCCCUCGCCCUCGUCGCCUUCGCCAACGGCCUCUGGAUGUCCGUCGGCGGCUUCAUGGUCCCGCCCACCAUCCUCAACGCCUUCUACAAGUACGUCUUCCACUACUGGGACUACCAGAAGUACGUCUUCGAGGGCAUGAUGGUCAACGAGUUCGGCGCCCGCGUCUACGCCUGCGGCCCCUCCUGUCGGUGCGCCUACGCCUCGCCGCUGGCCCAUCGCUGCGAGAUUGCCGGCCAGGCUGUCCUCGACCAGUACGGCUACGCCGCCGGCAACACGGGCCGCAACGUCGCCAUCAUCAUCUCCAUCAUUGCCGGCUACAGGAUUGCCGCCUGGCUCGUCUUGAAGCUGCGCAACUAG
Molecule: messenger RNA, 1911 nt
Organism: Metarhizium album ARSEF 1941
Lineage: Eukaryota; Fungi; Ascomycota; Sordariomycetes; Hypocreales; Clavicipitaceae
Product: ABC-2 type transporter
Exons: 2
Coding region: 1-1911 (636 amino acids)
Cellular component (GO): membrane
Molecular function (GO): ATP binding; ABC-type transporter activity; ATP hydrolysis activity
Source: RefSeq, a predicted model, not a curated record